This is a messenger RNA of Pan troglodytes (chimpanzee), 2704 nucleotides long. It is a transcript of the gene ATF6, whose product is annotated as activating transcription factor 6. Gene Ontology annotation, molecular function: DNA-binding transcription factor activity, RNA polymerase II-specific; RNA polymerase II cis-regulatory region sequence-specific DNA binding. The transcript has 16 exons. Gene Ontology annotation, cellular component: nucleus. Bases 407 to 2275 code for a protein of 622 amino acids. NCBI's taxonomy places the organism in Eukaryota, Metazoa, Chordata, Mammalia, Primates, Hominidae. The record is from RefSeq and is a predicted model, not a curated record. Gene Ontology annotation, biological process: regulation of transcription by RNA polymerase II; endoplasmic reticulum unfolded protein response.
ACUCGUGGUGACAGGUGUGGACCAACCCUGCCUGGGGAGUGAGGCCCCUCGUCACUCCUGUUCGUGCCCCUGGAAGAGUCUGGGAGUAUCGUUCGGCUUCUGUCCUGGCCACAGGGAGAGUAGAAUAUUGUCUAACUGGAGUUAACUGUCGUUUUUCACUAUUCCCGCUGGGGAAGUACCGGGUGAUCUUUUUGUGUGGCUAACACUGGACGUCUUUAGGAGGUUUAGAGCAAAAUGGCUGGGACCGCCAAAAAGACUACAAGCUAUUUCCUGAGUGUGAAAUGUGGGCGAUUCUGCUCUCUUUGCUGAACUCGGUUAUUUCACAGACACUGAUGAGCUGCAAUUGGAAGCAGCAAAUGAGACGUAUGAAAACAAUUUUGAUCAUCUUGAUUUUGAUUUGGAUUUGAUGCCUUGGGAGUCAGACAUUUGGGACAUCAACAACCAAAUCUGUACAGUUAAAGAUAUUAAGGCAGAACCUCAGCCACUUUCUCCAGCCUCCUCAAGUUAUUCAGUCUCGUCUCCUCGGUCAGUGGACUCUUAUUCUUCAACUCAGCAUGUUCCUGAGGAGUUGGAUUUGUCUUCUAGUUCUCAGAUGUCUCCCCUUUCCUUAUAUGGUGAAAACUCUAAUAGUCCCUCUUCAGCAGAGCCACUGAAGGAAGAUAAGCCUGUCACUGGUCCUAGGAACAAGACUGAAAAUGGACUGACUCCAAAGAAAAAAAUUCAGGUGAAUUCAAAACCUUCAAUUCAGCCCAAGCCUUUAUUGCUUCCAGCAGCACCCAAGACUGAAACAAACUCCAGUGUUCCAGCAAAAACCAUCAUUAUUCAGACAGUACCAACGCUUAUGCCAUUGGCAAAGCAGCAACCAAUUAUCAGUUUACAACCUGCACCCACUAAAGGCCAGACGGUUUUGCUGUCUCAGCCUACUGUGGUACAACUUCAAGCACCUGGAGUUCUGCCCUCUGCUCAGCCAGUCCUUGCUGUUGCUGGGGGAGUCACACAGCUACCUAAUCACGUGGUGAAUGUGGUACCAGCCCCUUCGGCGAAUAGCCCAGUGAAUGGAAAACUUUCCGUGACUAAACCUGUCCUACAAAGUACCAUGAGAAAUGUCGGUUCAGAUAUUGCUGUGCUAAGGAGACAGCAACGUAUGAUAAAAAAUCGAGAAUCCGCUUGUCAGUCUCGCAAGAAGAAGAAAGAAUAUAUGCUAGGGUUAGAGGCGAGAUUAAAGGCUGCCCUUUCAGAAAACGAGCAACUGAAGAAAGAAAAUGGAACACUGAAGCGGCAGCUGGAUGAAGUUGUGUCAGAGAACGAGAGGCUUAAAGUCCCUAGUCCAAAGCGAAGAGUUGUCUGUGUGAUGAUAGUAUUGGCAUUUAUAAUACUGAACUAUGGACCUAUGAGCAUGUUGGAACAGGAUUCCAGGAGAAUGAACCCUAGUGUGAGCCCUGCAAAUCAAAGGAGGCACCUUCUAGGAUUUUCUGCUAAAGAGGCACAGGACACAUCAGAUGGUAUCAUCCAGAAAAACAGCUACAGCAAACUUCUUAGGAAUUUAAGAUACAAGGAAACAAAUUUUGUGCAUCCAUGUUUCAGAUAUGAUCAUUCUGUUUCAAAUGACAAAGCCCUGAUGGUGCUAACUGAAGAACCAUUGCUUUACAUUCCUCCACCUCCUUGUCAGCCCCUAAUUAACACAACAGAGUCUCUCAGGUUAAAUCAUGAACUUCGAGGAUGGGUUCAUAGACAUGAAGUAGAAAGGACCAAGUCAAGAAGAAUGACAAAUAAUCAACAGAAAACCCGUAUUCUUCAGGGUGCUCUGGAACAGGGCUCAAAUUCUCAGCUGAUGGCUGUUCAAUACACAGAAACCACUAGCAGUAUCAGGAACUCAGGGAGUGAGCUACAAGUGUAUUAUGCUUCACCCAGAAGUUAUCAAGACUUUUUUGAAGCCAUCCGCAGAAGGGGAGACACAUUUUAUGUUGUGUCAUUUCGAAGGGAUCACCUGCUGUUACCAGCUACCACCCAUAACAAGACCACAAGACCAAAAAUGUCAAUUGUGUUACCAGCAAUAAACAUAAAUGAGAAUGUGAUCAAUGGGCAGGACUACGAAGUGAUGAUGCAGAUUGACUGUCAGGUGAUGGACACCAGGAUCCUCCAUAUCAAAAGCUCAUCAGUUCCUCCUUACCUCCGAGAUCAGCAGAGGAAUCAAACCAACACCUUCUUUGGCUCCCCUCCCGCAGCCACAGAGGCAACCCACGUUGUCAGCACCAUCCCCGAGUCAUUACAAUAGCACCCUGCAGCUAUGCUGGAAAACUGAGCGUGGGACCCUGCCAGACUGAAGAGCAGGUGAGCAAAAUGCUGCUUUCUGCCUUGGUGGCAGGCAGAGAACUGUCUCGUACUAGAAUUCAAGGAGGAAAGAAGAAGAAAUAAAAGAAGCUGCUCCAUUUUUCAUCAUCUACCCAUCUAUUUGGAAAGCACUGGAAUUCAGACGCAAGAGAACAAUGUUUCUUCAGUGGCAAAUGUAGCCCUGCAUCCUCCAGUGUUACCUGGUGUAGAUUUUUUUUUCUGUACCUUUCUAAACCUCUCUUCCCUCUGUGAUGGUUUUGUGUUUAAACAGUCAUCUUCUUUUAAAUAAUAUCCACCUCUCCUUUUUGCCAUUUCACUUAUUGAUUUAUAAAGUGAAUUUUAUUUAAAGCUAUGCCACACAUGCAUGUUCAAA